GAGCCGGGGCCGCGGGAGACAGCGCCGGCGCGGUGUGUGUGUGAGCCCCGCUCGCUCUGCGCUGCUGCGAUCCUUUGUCUGCUGUGCCGCUUUCCCCUCCUCCCUCGCUCCUUUCCUCCCUCCUCCCUUCCCUCUCCCUCCCUGCGUUCCCCUCUCUCUCCCAGGCUUCAAGCGCUGCUGCAGCUGCAGGUUUGUAAAUACUGGACCAACACACACACACACACAACAUGGCUGACGCUCGCCCUGCUCCUCCACCAGGGUCUCCGCCUUCUCCCUCAGUCUCCGCUGCUUAGCCGCUCCUCCGUGUAGGCUUUUGUUUCUUCCCCCCUCCCCCUUCAUCGCCCAUCCAAAAAAAAAAAAAAAAAAAAAAAAAAGGAAAAACAAUUCACCCUCCUUAUUUGCGGGCAUGGCGGGAUUUCAAGGAGUACUGUAAUUGAAAGUGCAUCUUCUACAUUUGAGGAAAGACAAGUUCUUGAUUGCAUGGUGGAUUAGUAAGUGAUUGUCUCAUCCUAAGGCUAGAAAGAAGAUAUCCUGGAAGUUGGAAAGAACUGGAUUUUCACCCUAGUCCAGCAGCUUUGCUGCUCACUUAAACACAGAUGAAUGAAGACCCCAUUUGGAAAAUCACCAGGUCAGCGGUCCAGAGCUGAUGCAGGUCAUGCGGGAGUGUCUGCCAGCAUGAUGAAGAAAAGAACAUCCCACAAAGAAAGGAGUGUAUGAUGGGAAGACUAUCAGAGCUUACAGCCUGCAAGAUAAAGAAGAGGAUCAGAAACUUCUGGGAAUUGAAGGGCUGUUUACAGUGAGGAUGUGUCUGAUGUGUCAAGAACUAUUACCAGGACUUGAUAUUUUCUGGUUUUCCUGGCUUCAUGUCUUACGUGUCUAAUUGUUUUCAAAUAUUCAAGAGCAAAUGUCUGUGGAAAUUUUAAAGACUGUGUUAAUUAAUGAAAGAGAAAGAAAAAUGGUGUUGGAUCUUCUGCAUAGAGUAUCAUAGAAGGUUAUUUGUGUAACUUGAUUUAUUACAAAAAUGCCACAACAUUGAGGAAAGGAGAGUUGGUUACUUGGUUGUCUUACAUGGAAGUACGAUCAUAACUUACUUUUUAAUAGUUAAAAUUUUUUGCUUGUUUUCUUACCAUGUUCAGAUGCAAGAAGUAGGUGUUCCUUGAUAAUAUACUAGUUUGAAUAUCUAAUUUCUUACAGCAUGAAUCACUUCAAAUGAGAAGUGAGCAGCUGUUCCAUAAUGCAACCUUAAAGCAAAAAUUUGAACUGCAAGUACACCUAGUGGGUACUUGACUUGUAAUUAAAUUCCUAAUGCUCUUCGCUCUAUGAGGCAUUUUAAAUGUAGUUACCUGUUUGAACUUAGUUAUGUUGUCUUCUUCCAUAGAAUGAGUGUAAAGCUUUUUGCCUUAUUGUUCCAAAUUAAAGUGCAUUAUGCUUUGUAGGCAAAAAGUAAAGUUGACUGUGAGUUUGAAUAUCAAUAGCUUUGCAAUCCUUUUCAAAGAUGAAAUUAUGAGCAACAUAUACUGCUUACACUAGACAAAGCAACAUCAGUUUAAGCUUCUUUUAUUUCUAUUUGAUUUUAUUCCCUUCAGAAUGAAGCAGUGUUCCAUUAGCACUAAUUAAAUAAAUGGAAAACAAAACAAACUCAAUUUUAUGUGCUGAGAACCAGAUCUCUGAUCUUAUUUUAUAAAGUGAGCUAUUACUGACUUACUACAAUUAGAAACAUAUAUAUAUUCUUGUGCAGAACUAGAAUUUGAAAAUGCAUUCUAGUUUUUUGCAUAAAAUUACAAACAGCUUAGUGGGAGAGUCUCUCUUUACAGGAACUCAAACCUGUUCCAUUUAUCUGUGCUAUCAAGGUUAGGAAUGCAAAACUGCAGUCUGAUCUUUGAAAACCUCAAAUGAUAACAUAAGUGAAAUUUGAAAACACCCUUGCUAAGGUCUUCAUGGUUAUUUAAAAUCUGGAGGUGGGACAAGUAUUGAAGUUAAUUGUGUAUUUUGUUCUUAAUAGUUAUGAUUACAGUUAUGAUACAGCAUUGAACAUUCCAAUAUCAUAUUGCAAGUCUAUUAUUCUGAAAUACUGCUUCCAAGAUUUCAGUGGUAUGAUUGUUAUCUGUAUUUUUUUGAUCAUAUAGAGACUUCCUUGAGAGCAUUCAUCAUACCCGGAGACCUUUAUCUCUGAUCACUAUCUCUAAUCUAAGGAAGAAUAUUGCCUUCUGCAACUGAUCGUCUUUUAGAUGUUACUUUUAAGCUAGUUGUGUACAUAUACUACUGCCAUUGAAAUGAUGUGUACUACAAAUAGUAGCCCAAAAAUUUAUUUUACAACUAGUUGAUAUCCAAAAGAAUUUUGUAUAUUGUCAUAAUUCUCUGUUAGUUUCUUCCAUUUGUGUUCAAAAUAGUCAAUUUGUGUUUUUAACAGCUGGAUAAAACAAAACUUGUGUAACACUUUUGGGUGAUUUGGAACUGUCAAAUAGCUUACAUUACAGUUCAUCAAAAUAGCAACUGUUACUUACCAGAAGGAAUUUCUGUGCCAAUUCCAUAUUCCAUGAAAAUAUCAGAAGGACAUAAAAAUUACUUGAUCUGUUUUCUGCAUAAAGGAGUAUCCCUUCUAUGGCCAUUUACAUUACAUGCAAUUUUUCAUUUUCCUUGUUAAAUACAGAAGUGUUGUUGCUGUCAUGUGUCUUUAAAACUACUUGGAGUCAAAAUUAUCUGUAAAUGAAGGAGCCUAAAUUUUCUUUAGGUGAAAACAGGUCUGUUUUAGGGAAAACGAACAUUUUGAAAGAGUUUCAGUCAGCCACAUAAUGUGCUUGCACUGACUUCUUCCUCCUGGGAAGGAGUUGUUUACUGUUCUGUAGAGAGCAGCAAGGUAGUAAAGUAGCAAUACUGCCAGCUAACCAUGUGCUUUGAGACUUGAUCAGGUGAGUUUCACUUUUGACAUUCAGUGUAGCAAGGAAUAGAAUGGUUAUUUUGGCUCAAGCAAACUAGAAUUUACUGCUAGAAAACUGACUUUAUACAGCAUGUCAAAAAUGUGUCACUACUUUUAAGUGUGUUUUUCUUUUUUCCAAUAAAGAGUGAUAAGCUUUGUGCUCUAAUUUGAAAAAGGUGUGCUAAGCUAUAAAAUAUAUUGCCAUGUAAAAGCAUAUAGCUAUUUUUUUAAAGUAGAAUUUUGAAUAUGUAUAUACUUGUUUAAUAUUAAUGUUUGUAUCUGUGUACAGAAAACAUAGAAACAAUGUGGGACCAAGCAAACCUAUAUCUCAGCCACGAAGAAAUAUUGUAGGCUGCAGGAUACAGCACGGAUGGAAGGAAGGGAGUGGACCUGUAACACAAUGGAAGGGCACGGUUCUUGAUCAAGUUCCUGUAAAUCCCUCGCUCUAUCUCAUAAAGUAUGAUGGAUUUGAUUGUGUGUAUGGACUAGAACUUCACAAAGAUGAAAGAGUUUCAGCACUUGAAGUUCUUCCAGACAGAGUUGCUUCGUCUCGAAUUAGUGAUGCCCACCUGGCAGACACAAUGAUUGGUAAAGCUGUGGAACAUAUGUUUGAGACAGAGGAUGGCUCGAAAGAUGAAUGGAGGGGGAUGGUUUUGGCUCGAGCUCCUAUUAUGAACACAUGGUUUUAUAUUACCUACGAGAAAGAUCCCGUCUUGUACAUGUACCAGCUCUUAGAUGAUUAUAAAGAAGGUGACCUUCGCAUUAUGCCUGAUUCAAAUGAUUCACCUCCUGCAGAACGGGAACCAGGUGAAGUUGUGGACAGCCUGGUAGGCAAACAAGUGGAAUAUGCCAAAGAAGAUGGCUCGAAAAGGACUGGCAUGGUCAUUCAUCAAGUUGAAGCCAAACCAUCUGUCUAUUUCAUCAAGUUUGAUGAUGAUUUCCAUAUUUAUGUCUACGAUUUGGUGAAGACAUCCUAGACGUCAUCAUGAACUUUUGCCAAAUUUGUGGAACUAUUAAAUGUAAAAUUUGUAGACACAAAGACUUGACUGCUUUCCAGUUUAACGAAAGCUUAAAUGUCCCUGCGAACCCACAAUCUCUGCCAGCAAAACUGUUUUGUUCUGAGUAAUACAAACAUGACACAUUUUGUGUAAGAGAACUCCUUUUCUUGAAGGAAGUCAGUAUGUUUGGGCAGGAGGGAGUUAAAAGCAAAGAACAGCUGCAAAUUCAAGCUGUGUAAAGUUGAUCUAGUAUUGUAAUCAUUAAUCUAAAUUUUUUCAUAGAUUUUGACUUUUUCUUCAAUCUUGCACUCACUUGUUCAACUGCCACAUGCAAGUGUAGUUUGAUAUUUUGAUACGCCUUUUUUUGUAACAUUAAAUUUAAUUUCUUGGAUACUGGCAGUCCUUGUUUUCAGGGUUGGGACAGCGGUGACUUUUCUGAAAGGUUUAAACAGUUUGUGCAGUAUCAAGGAGUGCCUAACCCAAGUAACAUCAUCAUUCUGCUGUGUUUCUACACUUUAUUUCAAAUUUAGCUUUUUAAGAACUUGCAGUGCGUGGAAAUGCUUGUGCAUUUUUUACUAGUCACAGGGCAGUAGGAUACCAAGUGUUUGGAUUACGCACCUUUCAGUGAAAAGGCUUUAAACUAUAAAAUUACAUUUAAUCUGUAUAACCACUUAAUUAGAAUAUGCAGGUUAAUGGCCCACAUUUACAAGUUGUAGGAACCAGUAAAAUACAUGCAACAAGGCUGCCUUCAAUCCUAAGUGUUGUACUUCUUUCUUUGUUAUACACACUUCUUAGCAAAACCCAAGUGCUUGGUGCCACAACUUUAACAGUAUAUAUGCUACUUCAGAAGACUUUAGACUACACAUUGGCAUCAGUAGUCUCAUUUAAUAUCAAAACCUAGCAACCUGAAUGUUUGUGUGUGGACUUAGAAGCCUAACAGUAGUUAAUAUUUUACAUGGUAAAUACAAUCUCACACCAGGGGAGUGGGAGGGGGUGUCCUUUUACAGUGAAGAUGUAACUUUAGAGAAGGAGAAGCGUUUGUUGCCUUCUGCUCAGUCUGUUGCAUUCCUUUGUGUUGGUUUGCUUUUAAUCAUUUCAGUUUGAGAAGGCAUCUUCCCAGUUUAUUCUUUUUCUGGCUUUUCCACAUAAGGAGUGUCUGGACAAAUCUACAGUUUAAACCUGUUGUUGCCUUUUGUGGUGUACAUUGUACUUGCUUUGAGGUAUGCUGUUAACAUGAAUUUCAUUCUAUGAACACUAGAGUUCUGCAUGCCAGUGGUGUACUAUCUAACGGAAGCUAUAGGCAGUCUCAGUGGUUCAGUCAUCUGCAUUAGAUUGUGGAUGUAAAUAGCAGCCCACAACUGCAAAAUUUUUUCAUGGUUAUAAUCUUGCAAGAUAGUUGUAAAUGAAAAUUAGAGUUUCUUAAGUGUGGCAGCUUUUAAAAAUAAUGGAAUUGGAACAACAAUCCAGCACAGCAACAAGGUUGUCAUGUUACAAUAAGGCAGAGCUCUGCAAGUUUCAAAAAACUGCUUCACAGAAGUACAGAAUGUGAAGACAGUUAACACUGUUGAUGGAAGGAACAAAUACCCUGAUAUCCAACCGUGUGCCAUUAGUGGAAGAAUGCAGGAGAGGUGCUGUUAAUCAGAGGACAGAGGUGCAGAUGACCUCUGUUGUGGGUAAUCUUGAUGUUGAAGACUCAGUGGUUUAAGCCCCUUUCUGUCCAUUUUUUUGCCUGAUUUCAUAUUUUAGCCUUAAGGCUUGUGCCUCAUUAUGCUGUUGAAUGGUAAUAAAUACUCUCCGUAUAAAUAUGAUACCUUAAUUCUUUGUCCAUUGCUACUAUAUUGCAUUAUGUCCAGUAUUUCAUCAUGGGCAACCAAAGGCAGGCUAUUGUCUUUCAGUGAAUAGCUUCUUGAUGCAGUCCUUAUGCAGUAAGUACCUGAGUCGUAAAUGUUUCUUGUGUUUGAACAAAGUGAGCAGAUUUGCAACACAGUGUUUUCAUCCUGCAGAUCUGUUGUGUUUUCUAUUGACUCUUAAGAGUCCUGCAUGUAAAUCUCAAAGCUGAGCCUGGCUCCAUGAGCCCAAGUCGAUAUUUGUGGCACAGGAAUGAGUGAGUAUAUUAAUUACACACGAGAUACAUGAAUAACCUAGUACACUGAACUUGGGGCUAUAUAUCUGAGGAAUAAGAGGUUUGUUUUGAAAUAAUCUGAGGUUUAGGUCUACUGGAACACUUUUAGCAUUAGGCUUGCAUUUGUGGGUUUUCUGCAAGCCUAUUGAAUACACUAUGUAUUCUGACAAUUAGGGUAUAAUCUACAAACUGUAAAUUUCACAGUUGUUUUUCAAUGUCCCUGUUGUCUGUUGUGUGGGUAUUUUCACUUUUUUUUUUCUUUUUUUUUCUUUUUUCUUUUUUGUUUCUUUUUUUUUUUUUUGGAUAGCUUAAACCACAGUUUUGAGGCUUGAGACUAAUUCCACUCCCUGCCCAUCUGCUUUGGGCUUUGUUUUAGGCUCAUGUUUCAGAUCUGCAUGCAGUGCUUGCGUUACCCUGGUAACUAAAUGUUGGUUCCUUGUUAUAGGGGUUCAACAUUACUUUCCAAAAUCACAUAGGGCUUGUGAUGGCACAAGCCAUGGAUCUUUGUAUAAAAGUUAUUCACCUUUCACAUUUACCUGCUGUAGUAUUGUUGUAUAUUGUGUGUGUGCGUGUGUGUGACGUCAGGCUGCCAUGUAAAACUUAAAAGGGAAAAAAAACAAAAAAAAACCCCAACUUAAAUGCAGACCAUCCUUUUUUGCAUGCUUAGAGGGUUAGAACAUUCAAUGUAACAAACUAAAGUUGCAUGUUAAAAUGUUUAGGUUUUUGUUUUGUUCUGUUUUUAUUUUGUGUUCAGUUUUUUGUGAAUUUGCUUAUUGUGCUGUUUUAAUGGUUGUUAGUAGGAUUAAAUGCACCGGUGAGACGAGCAUAGUGCCAACGGAAGGUAAUUUUCCAGUUGUAUAUGUCAUACAGCAUUUGAAGGGACCAUGUAUUCUGUUAAAGAAAAAAAAUAAAAUUUCAGUUGAAUAGCAGAACGCUACAUUCUUCUUCUUUCUUUUGAGUGCCAAACCCUAAACUAUGCUGGAGUAAAGAUGGGGAAAACCCUUUUUGUUGGAAUAGGUAGAAGCAUUCUUUAAAUGGAUUGUUUAAACAUAGGGGCUUUAUCUUCAGAUAGAAUUUACUAGUUGUGUCAGGGAAAAGAAUUAUGGUAAAAACAGUUUCUGGUUCCUUGAAAAUGCUGUGCUUUUUGUAUUUUACAUCAUUAGUGCAAUUUGGAUGGUUCUUGGUAUGUGUAUAGUUCAGAGGUCUUCGUGUUCGCAUUUUUAAAUUAGGUAAUGAAUUCAUCUUUAGAGCUUGGUUUCUUUAUUUUUAUUUUAUUUUGAACAAUGUAGACAGUUCCCUGUUCUCUGCAUUUAGAAGUAUAAACACUUUAAAUUGUUACUUAAUUCUGUAAGUAAUUUUUAUAAUUAUGAUGUAACUCUAUCCUUAAAACAUUUAAAAUAAACCCUUUAUGUGCAACUUA
This is a messenger RNA of Parus major (Great Tit), 7457 nucleotides long. RefSeq names its product spindlin 1 (gene SPIN1). Gene Ontology annotation, biological process: gamete generation. Bases 3187 to 3894 code for a protein of 235 amino acids. Lineage: Eukaryota; Metazoa; Chordata; Aves; Passeriformes; Paridae. The transcript is spliced from 7 exons. The record is from RefSeq and is a predicted model, not a curated record.